Tripterygium wilfordii is the source of this 2880-nucleotide messenger RNA. Its product is annotated as pentatricopeptide repeat-containing protein At4g35130, chloroplastic. The coding region runs from base 15 to 2411 and encodes 798 amino acids. Gene Ontology annotation, molecular function: zinc ion binding; RNA binding; protein binding. NCBI's taxonomy places the organism in Eukaryota, Viridiplantae, Streptophyta, Magnoliopsida, Celastrales, Celastraceae. The transcript has a single exon. The record is from RefSeq and is a predicted model, not a curated record. Gene Ontology annotation, biological process: RNA modification.
CAGCCAUCUUAAAAAUGGCUGCAAUGCUUGUUCAUGGCUACUUCAACGUCUCCAGCGCCCUCGAGAACGUUUCAGGAAAGCAAUUCUGUAGGUCAAACGCGAACUUGAUCAAGCCGAGAUACCAUGAAUAUGCUCCUAUUCAUAUGUACCAGGCUGUGAGUUCUCGUAUUCAACCAUUGACUCUCUCGCUCACGCGGACUAUUAGUGCGUAUGUGGAUUCUGGUUUGAUGGAUCCUGCACUCAAUCUGUUCGAGAAAAUGGGUCAAAGAGAUACUUAUGUCUGGAAUGUCAUUAUAAGAGGGCUUGCCAAUAAUGGCUUUGUUCAAGAGGCAAUUGAUUAUUACUACAGAAUGCUAGAUGAAGGGUUUAAAGCUGACUAUUUUACUUACCCAUUUGUGAUUAAGGCAUGUGUGGGGUUGUCAACCAUGGUAGAAGGACAAAAGGUUCACGCAAAGAUUAUCAAAAUCGGGUUGGGUUUGGAUGUUUAUGUUUCUAAUUCGCUGAUUGUUAUGUAUGCAAAGUUUGGGUAUAUUGAGUAUGCGGAGAGGGUGUUUGGAGAAAUGCCCGUGAAAGAUUUAGUUUCCUGGAAUUCUAUGAUCAGUGCAUAUCAAAUGGCCGGUGAUGGUUUGGGAUCGUUGAUUUGUUUAAGGGAAAUGGCAAAAAUGGGAAUGAAACCUGAUCGUUUCAGUGUGACAAGUGCACUUGGUGCAUGCACGCCCUAUUUUGGUUUUCGGAGUGGAAUGGAAAUCCAUUGCCAAGCCAUUAAGAAUAAGCUUGAGCUUGAUAUUACAGUUCAGACGUCGCUUGUUGACAUGUAUGGUAAGUGUGGUAAAGUUGAUUAUGCAGAGAGGCUGUUUCGGAGUAUUUGGACAAAGAACAUUGUCGCUUGGAAUGCUAUGAUAGGUAUUUAUGCUCAUACUGCUCAUUUUGCUGAGGCAUUCGCCUGCUUUAGAAAGAUGCGAGAGGAUGAUAAGUUUAAUCCAGAUACUAUUACAUUGGUGAACUUGCUCCCUGCUUGUUCGCAGUUGGGUUCUCUCUUGGAGGGUAAGGCUAUCCAUGCGUAUGCCAUUAGAAAAGAAUUUCUCCCUAACCAAGUGUUGGAAACUUCGUUGAUCGACUUGUACGGGCAGUGUGGAAAGUUGAAAUCAUCAGAAAGUUCAUUCAAUUUAAUGACUGAAAAGAACUUAAUUUCAUGGAAUGCCAUGAUUGCAGCUUAUGUACAUAACGGGUCGAACAGGAAAGCCCUAAACCUGUUCCAGGAACUCUGGACCACGCCUUUCAUGCCGGAUGCAAUUACGAUUGCAAGCAUCUUACCUGCCUACGCUGAAUCAGCUUCAUUGAGUGAGGGUAUGCAGAUUCAUGCUUAUGUUACAAAAUUGGAACUUAGUACAAAUACAUUCAUCUCAAAUUCAAUUGUUUACAUGUAUGCAAGGUGUGGUGAUCUCCAGGCAGCAAGAAAGUAUUUUGAUGAGAUGCCGUGUAAGGAUAUUGUUUCAUGGAACACCAUCAUCAUGGCUUAUGGCAUUCAUGGAUUUGGUAGAACUUCUAUCCAAUUAUUUUCUGCAAUGAAGGAAAAGGGCAUCAAACCCAAUGGGAGAACUUUUGUUUAUGUGUUAUCUUCGUGUAGUAUUUCCGGCAUGGUUGAUGAAGGGUGGGAAUACUUUAAUUUGAUGAAAAGGGAAUACGGAAUUGAUGCAACAAUAGAGCAUUAUGGCUGUAUGGUUGACAGUCUUGGUCGCACAGGUAAUCUAAGCUCAGCAAAACAGUUUAUUGAAGAAAUGCCAUUGGUACCGACAGCCAGGAUAUGGGGUUCUUUACUAGCUGCGAGUAGAAACCACAACAACAUAGAAAUGGCAGAGUUUGCUGCUAGGCAUGUUUUCUCAUUGGAACAUGAUAAUGCAGGGUGUUACAUUUUGCUUUCGAACAUGUAUGCCAAAGCUGGGAGGUGGGAAGAUGUUGAGCGGAUUACGAAUCAAAUGACGAAAGAAGGGAUAACAAGAACAUUUGGUUGUAGCAUGGUUGAGACAAAUUCUAAUACUCACUGGUUCGUCAAUGGAGACAGGUCACAUGCUGAAACAAAAAUGAUCUAUGAUGCAUUGGAUAUUAUUUUGAGGAAUACAGCAGAAGGCAUUUAUGUUAAUACCGGUGCCAAGUUCAGACCACAAGAUUUAUCAAGAAAAAGAGCAAAUUCACCAGAGAAUCACAGUGCAAAGUUGGCUAUUGCCUUUGGAUUGAUCUCCUCAACAAUUGGGAAGACUGUUCUCGUUAGAAAAAACGUGAGAUUAUGUGAAGAUUGCCACACAGCUGCUAAGAAGAUUUCAAUGUUUACCAGAAGAGAGAUAAUACUGGGAGAUUCUAAAAUCUUUCACCACUUCAAGGACGGAUGCUGCUCUUGUGGAGAUUACUGGUAACAUUAUUUCAUUAACAUAAAAUAAUGUUAUAUAUAAGCCAAGGUAGAUCAACAAAAUUGUUUGUAACACACUAACACUUGGUUGUUCCUGUUUAUUUCUCUUAUGAAAAAUAUACUAUAUUGUAAACCCAAGAGAGAAAUAAGGCAUAACCAAAUACAAUGAGAACAUACCAUGUUAGAAUUAAUGGUGACAUACACAAUGACUUUUUACAAUCAAUUCGUCGAAUCUAAAUUUUUGAGAUAAAAACUCGGCUGAUGAUGAUAGAAAUCCAAUUUAUGAGUCCCGAGAAAGCUAAACAUAGCAGAAUCUAAACCAUAUCUAAAUAUUUAAUAUCAUUUCGUGCAUCAUCUCAAGUUCUCUUAAACUCAAAGGCAAGCAUCCUUUGAAAUUCAGUUAUUAGAUUCUUAUCAGAAUAUUGGAAUAUACAAGUGCCAAAAAAAAAAAAAAACACUAUUCACAAUUGACGGAC